This is a messenger RNA of Notothenia coriiceps (black rockcod), 765 nucleotides long. RefSeq names its product microtubule-actin cross-linking factor 1-like. The annotation marks the transcript as partial. The record is from RefSeq and is a predicted model, not a curated record. The transcript has 3 exons. Lineage: Eukaryota; Metazoa; Chordata; Actinopteri; Perciformes; Nototheniidae.
AUGUUCCAGCGUCACAGCGUGGAUCCCAACACACCCAGUGAGCUGCUGGCCCAGAGUGGCUCCACGUCUACUCCCGUCAUUAAACAGUUGCUGACACAGUCGGUGCGGGGAAAGGCAGUGAGUCACGAGUUUACAGAUAGAGUGAAGAGACUACAGCGUGAUGAUGUGGAGAGCAGAGACUAUCAGAGAGAUAAAACCAUAGAGAGGAGGAGUUUGAAGAUCGAGCAGUGCUGCUCCUCCCUGGAGUCCCGACUGCAGGGCGUGGGUGAGGUCCAGUCUCACGUGCGCGAUGUCUUCUCUCGCAUUGCCGACCUGGAUGAUGAGCUGGACUCCCUCGGACCAGUUGGACGCGACGCAGACUCCCUGGCCUCUCAGGCCGACGCCCUGAAGGGCUACCUGUCCCGCCUGGGCGACCUGAGGGCGGAGCUGGAGGGUCACAACACAGACUGCACCACCAUGCUGCGCCGGGAGGGCUCCUCCCCCGACCUCCUGGCUCUCAGGAGGGAGACGGAGGCUCUGAGCCGCCAGGCCUGCAAGCUCAGCGAGCGUGGCCAAGGCCGGCUGGAUCAGAUCGACGACGCUGCAGAGAAGGUUCGGGAAUUCUACAGGCUGGUGGCCGAGCUGCAAGGCAUGCUGGGAAGUGCUGAAAAUGGGCUGAACUCACAGGGCAUGGUCGGCACGGAGGUGGAGAUGAUCAAACAGCAGCUGCAGGAGUUCAAGGUAGGGGGGACUACUUCUUGCUGGUUAUCUACGCGGAUGAAUCAU